Messenger RNA from Fonticula alba, 7723 nucleotides. RefSeq lists its product as hypothetical. Gene Ontology annotation, biological process: regulation of GTPase activity. The transcript has 12 exons. The coding region runs from base 1 to 7572 and encodes 2523 amino acids. NCBI's taxonomy places the organism in Eukaryota, Rotosphaerida, Fonticulaceae. The record is from RefSeq and is a predicted model, not a curated record.
AUGAAGUGCCACCGCAUCAGCGUCCCCAUGCGCGUGAUGGGACAAUACACGGCGUUGGUCUGCUUCCGCCUGGAACGGUCGCCACCCGACGCGCCGGUGCUGCUGGUGGCCACUGGCUCGGCGCGCGGUGUGCUGGCUGUGCACCUGGCCACCACCGGCGAGCGCCUCUUUGCCCUGAUCAUGGCCGGACCCUUUGCCGGGUCGGAGCUCUACCCCGGCGCGCGACUGGGCCACGACCGCGUGGGCAAGAUCCACCUGGCAUCCGGCACCGGGGCCGGGCUGAAUGUGGUGGUCCAGCGCCGGCCGACUGCCGGGCCCCGGGGCCGGCCCUCUUCCGACGGCUUCUUCGGAUCCAGCCCCUCCUUCAGCUCGGUGCGUGCGGUGGCGGCGGCUGCGGCCUCGGUCGCGGCCUCGGCCGCCGUGGCCGUGGCCGCCGGGCCUGGCCACGGGGCCGGCCACAGUCUGGCUGAACAUCUGGCCGAGUCGGCCGCCGUCGGGGCUCGGCCCUUUCGCGGCCUGUUCGCCGGGGCCCCGACGUCGCCCAUGCUUUCGGGCGCCCAUGGGGAUGCCGGCGGAUCUCCCUCCCUGGCGGGCGCCCGGUCCCCGGACAUGGACCCGGCCCUUGGCCAGCCGGGAGUGCCGUCGACGCCGCCCCUGCCGGGCUCCUUCGGCGCCGACAGCGCCACCGCCCAGCCGGAUGGGCCUCCGGGCUUGGCCGACAGCGGGGUCGUUCACGAAUGGCCGGCGUCCGAAUCGGCCGAGGUAUCCGUGCUGUCCAUCCCCCUUGGGGAUUUCCACCGCCGGGUGGCCCUGUCACUGGGCAUGGCCAUGAGGCCCGGCCGAGGCCUCACCCCGGCCGGCGUGUCGGACGGCCUGGGCGGCGUCCAGAUCGUGUCCUUCGCCGUGGCCGAGCAUCGGAACCAGGAUCUCACCGUGGAUGUCCCCCUGCCGGGGAGCCCCCGGGCGCCGGAUACCUCGCCCUUCGAACGCCUGCCGUUGCUCCUUUCGCCUCUGGCCACCGGGCUUGGAGCCGACUUCCUGGCACUAUCACCGAGUGUCGGGCCAAGCCCGGCCAGUAAUCUGGACUCCCCGGGCCCGCCGGAUGCCUCGUCUUUUGGGAUUCUCCCCCACUCGCCGGUGGGGCUGCUGGAGAAGGCCCGCGGUGCGGCCCAUGCGCUGGCCGCGUCGGCGGCCUCACCGCCGGGCGCAUGUCCGCCUGUGGUCGGCGGGCCGCCCGGCGGCUCCGGGCCGGGGCCGGGACCGAGCCCAGGAUCGACACUGGGCCCGGCCCCGGCGCCCGCCCUCCCCGGCUCAAGCUGGACCGCCGGCCGGAUGGCCCUGCUGCCGGAUGCCGGCCUCUCGGACACCAUGGUGGACUCCCGAGGCUCGGAGCCGAUGGCCGCCCCGGCAGAUGUCGUCGCUCGGGCCCUGCGGUCGGAUGAUGGGCAGCAAUACCAGCUGCAGCUGGCCGAGUCGCGGGCCCAGCGCCCGGGGCAUUCGGCAGCCCUGGCCCCCCAUCGCCAGGAAGUCUGGCCGGCCAUUUCCGAUGUGGCCAUCCUGCCGAGUCGGAUGCCCCUGGCGCCGCUGGCCGUGGGGCAACUGCUGGGCCGGGGCCUGGCCACCCCCGGGUCCCUGCCAGGAUGGCUGCGACUGGCCGCCCCCGAUGCCCGGCUGGGGUUCGACAUGCCGGCCGAAGCCCUGCGCAUUGUCACCUGCGGAGCCGGCCCGGUGCUGACCGUGCAAAUGGCCACCACCCAAGAUGUCGGAGCCACCCUGGCCCGGACCCGGCGCCUGGCGCAGGCGGGCCUCGAGCAGGACCACGCCCAGCGAGCCCUGGCUCGAAGUGCUGCCGGCGCCCCGGGCAGCAAGCCCGCCAGUGCUCUGGGCCUCGGGCAGCAUGCCCACCGAGCGGGGCUCCUCGACACCUUCCUCAAAUCCCUGCCCAUGGGGCUGCUGGCCGGGGCCGGGCCCGGAGCCGGGGCGCCUGCGAUCCCCGGGACCGGUGCCUCGACCACCGGCGAGGCACCUCCACCCGUCGAUGUCCUGCCGCUGCCCGUGGAAGAGGAGGACCCGGACACGCUGCUGGUGGACGCGCCGGACCCGGGGCCCCCGGGGCCGGGCCCGAUGCAACGACACCUGCAGCGCCCGCAGCAACUCCGGGUCCCGGCCCCGUCGGGCUCCCUGGCCAGGGGUGGCAUGGCAGCCGGGCUUGCAGGCUCGGCUGCUCGGGCCCCGGGCCCCGGGCGGGCGAGUUCCCCCGCUCGGACGCCCACCCAUGAUGCCUCGAGCGACUCGGAGGAUGACUCGGUGGUGCAUCUGACCCGGUCCGACAUCCAGCCCGCCUCCUUCCUGCAGGAGCGCCUGACCAUCCAGUGGUCAUCCGCGCUGGGGCCCCGCCGUGAGGAUGACCCCCCGGGCAGUCUGGAUGUGGACCUCCCCUGGGCGCCGAUGGACAGCCCAUCCGGCGGCCCGGGGCUGGGGGCCAUCAAUGUGACAGUCACCUCGGAGGCCGACACCCCGGCCGGAGCCCCGGCCGGCGGCGAUUACCUGUGGGUCCCGCGUGAGGGUGCCUGGUCUGACGACCCGACCGGGGGAUCCUCGCCCCUCAGCCCAGGCGCCUCGGCUCGGCGGCCAUCCUUCUCCGACAAUAUCUCGCUGCCGGCACAUAACGAACUGGCAGACCCACCGAAUGACGCGUCCGAGGAUGACACCGACAUGUUGACCCACGAGGAUGUCGGCAUGGGGGACUUUGGGGAUGACGAGUUCUUCCAGACAUUUGACGAGCAGCCGCUCGAGGCUCCGAGCCCGCCGACCGGCGGGUCUCCGGCAGCCGGCGAAUCCUCCCCGCCGUCGUUGCUCGGGGCAUCGUCCCUGCCCCGAGCAUCGCCGGCGGCCUCGCCAUCGGCCCUGCCCCCGGCAUCACCCCAGCUGUCGCUCCCGCCGGGACCACCGCUGGGAGCCUCCCCCGGGCCGGCAGCACCUUCCCCCGAAGAGCCCCUACGCGCGGCUCCUCGCACCCCCCUGUCCGUGGGAGCCACCUGGUCGGACUUGCACCGGCGCGCGCGCACCGUGGCCACAUCUCCCUGCGGGCGCUUUGUGGCCACCAGCGACGCCUCCGGCCGGGUGAUGCUCUUCGCGGUGGAUGCGGCGCUCGGGUGCGAAGUGCGCCUGGCGCGCACAUGGAUCGGCUAUCGCGAUGUGCAGCUGGCCUUCUGCACCAGCGAGCCGGCCACGUCCGGUCUGGCGGCCGGCCGGUCGCGCACUCUCUUGGCCUUGGUGCUUCUGUCCCCCCGACGGAGCAUCCUCGAGGCGUGGAGUCUCGUCAGUGGCCAGCGUGUGCUGACCAAAGUCCUGACCCCGCGCGCGGCUGUCCAUGACGCCCCCGGGCCAGGGACCCCGGCUCCUGGGGAGGAGCCCGAGGAGGGCCUGGCCCACGAGCCGGAAGCCUCGGAACCUUCGGGCGAAACACCGGUCCUGGUGGACCAUGACGCGCGCCCGGGGCCUCGGGGGCUGGCUUGCAGCGAGGCCGAGCCCCCGGAGGCCGAGCUGUGGCACUUUUGCCUGGCCGUCGGGGCACAGCCCCUCCCGGCCACGAUGGCCGGAGGCGCCUGGCUCGCCCCCCGACAGGAUGUCUUCCUGGUGGACCGGCGCACGCUCACCCUGUCGCGCAUUGUCCUGGACUAUGACGUGUGUCUGCGCGGGUCGGUGGGGCUGGCGUGCGGCGCGGCGGCCGGCCGGCCGGGUGGCCCUGCGGGCCCGGGCCCACUCAGGCGCCUGCCCCCCUCGCAGACCAUCCUCCCCUGGAGCGACCUUGUGGGUGGGACUCUGGCGGCGGCGGGGCGCCUAUUGGACGAGGCGCCUGACGGCCUUCCCCGGCGGCCCUCCCCCUCGCUCGACGAAGCCAGCUGGUCCGGGCCGCAGUUGGGCGCAGCCUUUCUGGAGGCACAGCGGCACCUGGAGGCGCCGGCCCUGCCCGGCGCUGCCGGGGCCCUGACCCCGGAGCUGAUGCUGCGCGUCCUCCGGCGGGUGGCCAUCGACCAGCGGCCCUCCUCCCUAGCGGCCCUGCGCAUCAUCACGCUCAUCGGCCUGCGCCACUUUGGGGUCAAGACCCCGGCGCUGACCCAAUUGCUGGCGGACCCGGCUCGACAUCCGCCGGCCUCCGUGUCACAGCUGUCUCCGCGCCAUCCCGGGCCGUGUGUGGACUUCGCGGCGCUCGACGAGCUGGUUCUCUUUGAUCGGGCCCUGCACGCCUUCAGCAUCCUCGCCAGCCCGGUGAGCGUGGAAGACACCCGUCUGGAGGCCAUCUGGAUGGCAACCGGCCUCCCGGAAGUGUCCUUUACGGGCACCGUCUUCGAGGAUUUGGCCGCCCUGCCGCGAUCGCAGCUGGCGGAGUUCUUCGACCUGGGCAGCGGGGCGCACCCCCCGACGAUGGUGACGCCGGCCUCCGGGGGGCCGAUGGCGUCGGCAACAACAACCGCAACAACGAGCACCGACAUCGCCGCCGGUGCCUCGGAGGCGGUCGACGCGCUGGCUUUCGCGCGGCUCUUCGUCUCCACGGCCACAAGCGAGACGCGCGAUGCUGACAGCGCCACCCGCACCCCCUUGAUUGCCCGGCUGACCAAGAGUGUCGUUGCCCCGGCCGAUGGGUCUUCGCCGGACGCCAGCUAUGUCCUCUUUCUUGCCGGCCGCCUAUACUUCGAGGACUUUGUGAGCAGCGCAAGAUCGGGGUCCUUCUUCCGGCUGAUUCGUGCACUGCAGGUGAUGCCCAUCCAGUCAGAAUCCCUUCAGCUUCUCUUGCGACUGUACCUCCGGCGCCUGGACAUUCUCAAUGUCCAGGGGAAUGACGCCUCGGCCGGGUCCGAUGGCCCGGCCUUCUGUCGGCGGAUGCUGGCCCUGGCCGGGCUGCUGUGCUACGCCGAGGUGGCCAGCCCGUUGGAGACGGCCGCGCCGGCUGGCGUGGCUGACGCCUUCCCCGGCUACCGGAUUGCCGGAUGGCUGACACACCGACUGGCUGGGCGUGAUGGCGGCCCGUCCGUGCAUGCGUCCGAUGUCCUGGCCCCGGGCUUGGUGGCUGGCGGCCAGGGCCCCGGGGGCCCGGUGACCAGCAACUCUGGCACCUCGCCGGCCGCCAACAGCACCAGCACACCGCCGGGCCUGGCCGCCGCUGUUGGGGAGAUGGUCCUCACGCCGAAGCUCCUGUCCCAUGGAUUUGCCACCUCCCGGGCACCGAGCUCCGGCAACGACAGGCAGGCCCUGCUCAGUGUCCUCUUCUCUUGGUGCGCACAGUCCUACCGCAUUGGGCAUGCUCGUGCCCUGGCCAGCUCGGUGCUGCUGAUGCAGGUCCUGCUCGGCGGGGGCGGCACCGCCGGCCGGGCCGGUGUGCCUGGGUCCACCGUGCUGCCCCGGCAGCUGGCCGGUCGAUUGGCCGCCUCGGCGUCAGCCUGGCUGGACCUGGUCCACCUUCUAAAUCGCUGCUGGUACUUGAGCGUGCAGCUGUCGGCUCCGGCACGUCAUCGAUCGACCGAGUCGGGCCCCGCCAUCCCCGGGCGCCGAUGCAUGGCUCGCGGCGGGGUGGCUGUCACAUCUUUGCCGCUGCCGAUGCGCGUGUCACCACAUCAAUUGGAGCGUAAUGAGUGCUCCAUCGAGCGUCUCUGUGCCAUGAAUUUGGCACUGCAGCCGAGCUUCCAGCCGAUGCGGUGCAACCACUUUGUCAUGGAGUGCUUCCUGGUGUACUUCCUCUUUGACGACCUCAAGCGCGACCAUCCCUCGGUGUCGGGAGCCGAGGGCAUCCUUGCCAGUGACUCCUCUUACCUUGAUGUCCUCGCACGUCUGGUUGGGCUGAUCGAGAAUCUCCACCAGUCUUUCCCGCAAGAGCGCGUAUCGACUUUCCCCCUGCGCCGGAGCCCGGAUCGCCUGCACACGGGCCAUGUGCUGCAGCUGAUUUCGGCUCUCGGUGCGUGGGACCUCCUUCGGCCGAUCGUGCGCCAGGUGUUCGGUCUGCCAGGGGCUGGACCCAUCGGCCCGGACUCGGGCUUGUCGCCAGAUACCGAUGUCGGCACGGUUCUUCGUCUGGCCGAGCGUGUGCUGCUGGUGGUGGCCGGCUUUGCCGGCAUCGCCCCUGGGCCUGUGACUGUCCAACAAAUCCACACAGGGGCCUUGGUGCCGCCCCCGCGGCUCGGUGCUGGGUCGGCCACCGCCACCGUGGCCGGCGCACUGCCCUCUCCCAAGCCGAGCUAUGUCUUCCUGGACCCGGCACAGGGGGUUUUCGCCUCGCCGGAGUGUGCUCGGCUUCACCGGGGUGCGGGGAGCGACUCGGCGUCGGCGGGCCUGGCCAGAGCCGAUGGGCAUGUCGUCCAGGCACCCGCGCGCCGGCCGGUGCACGCCUGCACCGUGGGCGAUCUGCGAGACCUCCUGCUCAAGAAACCACCGGGGCAUUAUGAACAUGAGGCCAUCGGCUUCAUUCGAUCAUUGACGGAAUCCAGCGCGCACGAGGUCCUCAGCUUGCCGGACGAGUCGGCCCUCAACAGCGACCUGAUCCUGGCGGACCUCGGGACCGUGCGCGCUCUUCAGAUCCUGGCCGCGGUGCGGCCUUCCUCGGCUGCCUGGCCAGCCGGCUGGCAGCUCUUCCCGCCGGCCGCACACGCGCAGCUCCUUGGCGACAGCUACUUUCCCCGGCCGGCCGGGGUCGGCCUGCCCGGGUCGCCGGGACCCACAACAGCCCUCGAGCAGGAGGCCGUGGCUCUCGCCCAGCUUCAGCGCCUUCGCUGUGUGCUGAUGGCGCAGGACUGGGCCUUGGUUGCCCGGCGGCCGGACCUCCUGGAUCUCGCAGCGUAUUUGGGAUUGUCGGCCGGUCCAGCGGGCUUCGGCCCGCUGGGUCCUGGUCGCCGUACUGUCCGGCCACUCCUCACUCCGGACCAGUGGUACACGGCCUGGAUUGGACGCCUGGCGCUGGCUCCCGGAGCCAUGCCGGCCAUCGAGGCCUCGCUGCCGGUCCUCUCCCGGCGCCAUCUCGUUGUUCCCGAGCUGAUUGAAGCAUGCCGGAUGCGUUUGCUCGCGGCCCAGCUGGCCGACAUGGACACCAUUCCCACCAACCCCUGGCUUCGGGCGGAUACCGCGCUUCGAGCCCCGGUGGAUUUGCUGCUCACGACCGACUCACUGGCCGGGCCGGUGGCCGGGCGUCAGGCCCUGGCCGUCGGCGGUGCCGGGCCUCCAGCACUCGGACGCGAGCGCGACGACCUGGCCCUGCUGGUGGCCUUGGCGCGUGGGCUAAUUCCCACAUCCACACCGGCCGGGCCACCGGGCAGCGGCGGCGGCGGCGGCGGCGGCGGUGGCGGCGGCGGCGGCGGCGGCGGCGGUGGUGGUGGCAGCGCAACCGGGGCCAGUGGCCCCAGCCUGGGCCAUUCCCACCUGCACCUGGACGGUCUUGGCUCGCCGGUGGCCGACACCUUCGACGUCGCUGACGAAGUGGUAACCGAGCGCCCGGUGGCCGGGUCCCUCCUGGCCAUCACCAAUACCCAGGGACUCUACCGGUGUGAACUGCUACUCACAGUUCUCAACGCCCUGUCCCACUGAUCACAGAGACGGUUGCCCCCUGCUUGCAUUAUCCCGACAGCGCGGCCCCCUCCUUCGCCCCCCCCCCCCUCCCACAUCCGCGCGCGUAUGUGUGUGUUGUUCAAACAUGCAUCGAGGCACGGCAAGACACAAUAUAGCACCUACAUUCCCA